UUAUUUUGUUUAGUACCCAUCCUCAUAAACUCCGAGCGUGUGUUGCUUUUCGGUUCUUUCCCUGUAGGGUGUUUACCUUACAUGACAUGAAACAACUCCGUCUCUUGAACCUCUAUCAAUCUCUCCAGUUUUGCAGUAUUCCGAAGCAUUUCACUUCUAAGACCUUGCUUUCUCAUCCAACUCUCAAACCAAUGGCCUCUAAAACACCCUUUUCAAGUUCAUCACAACCAAUUUCUAACCAUCAUAUUCUUAAGGAAAAUGGUGUUGAUAGCUAUUCCAUUGAGAUUGAAAGAUUAAGAAAUGACCCUACUAUAGUAGACACCAUGACUGUUCCCGAACUCCGGAAGACAUUAAAGAGUAUAGGGGUUCCUGCCAAAGGUCGUAAAGAGGAUCUUUUGUCUGCCUUGAAGACUUUCAUGGACAAUAAUAUGUGUGAACAAGAUUCUCCAACUAGAGACAAACAAGGGCUGUUUAUUUCUUCUGAAAAUACAUCUUUAGAAGUGAAAGCUAAAAAGGUAUCGGAUGAAGAGCCUGUGGAUGAUGUUAAUGAUACUCUAGAGAAAGUUGAACUUAACCAGGGUAAGAAAAGGUUAAAACAAUCAGAAUCCGCAAGCAAAAUUGUCAAAGCGACGACCAAAAAGAAGCUGUUGGUUAAAUCAGACGAGGUUUCAGAUGUUAAGCCUUCCAGGGGGAAGAGAAAAGUAUCUUCAGAUGUUGUUAGCGUUGUAUCACAAUCGGAUGAAAUCAGUACAACAACCACUAUUCAAACUGAAACAUGGACUGUUCUUGCUCACAAGAAACCUCAAAAGGAUUGGAUUGCGUAUAAUCCUAGAACUAUGAGACCCCCGCCUCUUUCUCGGGAUACAAAGUUUGUCAAGCUUUUGUCUUGGAAUGUCAAUGGAUUGAGAGCAUUGCUAAAAUUAGAGGGAUUCUCAGCACUUCAACUUGCCCAAAGGGAAGACUUCGAUGUAUUGUGCUUGCAAGAAACUAAACUACAGGAGAAGGAUAUCGAGGAAAUAAAACAGCGACUGCUAGAUGGCUAUGAGAACAGCUUUUGGACAUGCAGUGUUUCUAAGCUUGGUUAUUCUGGAACAGCAAUAAUCUCAAGGAUAAAGCCUCUUUCAGUUAGAUAUGGCCUAGGUAUAUCUGAUCAUGAUAGUGAGGGUAGACUUGUGACUGUAGAGUUUGAUACAUUUUAUCUGAUAACUGGAUAUGUGCCUAAUUCUGGAGAUGGCUUGAAAAGACUGUCUUACAGAGUGACCGAAUGGGAUCCAGCUCUCAGCAAUUAUUUGAAAGAGCUGGAAAAGUCAAAACCUGUAGUUUUGACAGGUGAUCUGAAUUGUGCUCAUGAAGAGAUAGACAUAUACAACCCUGCUGGUAACAAAAGGAGUGCUGGGUUCACAGAUGAAGAGAGGAAAUCAUUUGAAACAAAUUUGUUGUCAAAGGGAUUUGUAGAUACCUUCAGAAGGCAGCAUCCUGGUGUUGUUGGAUAUACUUAUUGGGGUUAUCGGCAUGGUGGCCGCAAGUUUAACAGAGGAUGGCGUCUUGAUUAUUUCCUUGUCUCAGAAUCCAUAGCGGACAAAGUUCAUGAUUCCUAUAUUCUCCCUGAUGUCAUUGGCAGCGAUCAUUGUCCAAUCGGCCUCGUUAUGAAGCUUUGAAUCUGCAAUUGAACCACUGAUCACUCUGAGCUUGUAGAGAAUGUUGAUUUAUGAGGAAGCCUAUUUACCUCCAGAAGGGCUUUUCUUUUGGUUGCUUUUUUGUCGUGUUUGCUUCAUCCUGGAAAUUUCUGCUAUCCUUGUAAUACAUACUAUGAUCAUUUUCCUAAAGAGAUCAUGCAGACGAAAUUUAAAUGUCUAAGGAAAAUGUAUUGUAUUCAAUGGUUUAGGAAGGUAAAAAGAUCACAUGGAUUGCAAAAUCA
Messenger RNA from Vicia villosa (hairy vetch), 1918 nucleotides. RefSeq names its product DNA-(apurinic or apyrimidinic site) endonuclease, chloroplastic-like. Gene Ontology annotation, biological process: base-excision repair. NCBI's taxonomy places the organism in Eukaryota, Viridiplantae, Streptophyta, Magnoliopsida, Fabales, Fabaceae. Gene Ontology annotation, cellular component: nucleus. The transcript has 12 exons. The record is from RefSeq and is a predicted model, not a curated record. Gene Ontology annotation, molecular function: endonuclease activity; double-stranded DNA 3'-5' DNA exonuclease activity; DNA-(apurinic or apyrimidinic site) endonuclease activity. The coding region runs from base 87 to 1658 and encodes 523 amino acids.